AGAGGAGGUUGCCUCACUUCAGUGUUGUCAUCACAGUGGUGUGGAGGCCUCUCAACCUCCUCCCGCAGCACCACCUCUCUGCUGCCAGGUGCCCUCUGCUCUGUCCAGUCACUCAGUGCCUCACCCUCCAGUGCCUCACUCACCAGUGCCUCACCCACUCUGCCACGGGAGACGAACGCGCGCGCGCGCAAAAGUGCGGACGUCACCUACUCCAGUCCUGAAUUUGUAAUAAUUAUUAUUUCUGUUCAUUAUUGUGAUUGUGCGUGAUUGUGGUUGGUGGAGCAGCUUGCGGGUUAUUGCGGUGCGGUUAAUGGCCGCGCGUGUGGGUGGGCUGGGAUAACCGCAGUGUGAGGGCUGUGGCCGCGGUUAAUGGAGGUGUGCAGGGGCCUGGGAGUGGACUCAGGCGUGAUGCUGGCCAGAGGCAAGACCACCACCACCGCGCCCUCUGAGGCCGCGUGCGCCUGUCCGGCCUGCUGCUGCUACUGCGACCUCUACUCCCUGGCCGAGUGGGCGUACCGCGACAAGCUGCCCUACCCGCCCGCGCCCGUCACCUACUCCCCCGCGCCCCACCCGUGCCCGGAGAUGACCCCGGGGGAGGGCGUGCCCGCCGCGCUGCACAACCCUCACGUGCACGUGUCGCCAGACGUGGCCGCAGCCUUCCUGCUCUCGCUGGACCUCCUGCGGCCACACUCCUCGCAGUACCACGCCCUCCACCACGCCCUCGAGAACCACGCCUUCAAACACGCCAGUCACCGGCGCUCGCUGUCGUCUGGGACUCCUGGCGUGGUGGUGAAGCCCGGGGAGGGGGAGGGAGGGGGUGUGGUGAAGGGUGGUGGUGGGGGGGGCCACACCACAGAUCAUCCCCCACCUCCCCCGCCUAUUUACCCCUCCUCCGCCAACCUCCACAUGCCGCAUUACCAGAUAGACCCGUCCAUACGGGUGACUGGUGGCGGCGGCGGCGGCGGCAACUUUACCGCCCUGGAGAGAGCCCUCAGGUACCCGGAGCAGCCCUUACCGCACGCCUCCACGCCCUCUCCCGCCCUCACGCCCAACUCCUGGCUGCCCUACCCCAUCUUCGUCCCGGAGUCCGAGCGGGAGCAGCAGGAACAUGAACUACGGAGAUUACAUGACAGGAGAAACACACCAUCCAAGCAGUGA
This is a messenger RNA of Procambarus clarkii (red swamp crayfish), 1158 nucleotides long. The record is from RefSeq and is a predicted model, not a curated record. Lineage: Eukaryota; Metazoa; Arthropoda; Malacostraca; Decapoda; Cambaridae.